CGCAGCGGUAAUAAGUGUCAUAAAGAGACUUUGAUAUUCACGUAGGGGAAAACCUUUGGCACGAUCCAUUCCCAGCCAGACUGCCUCACACAGCAGACGCUUCAAGCCACUUAGACCUCCGAGAACAAUACAGUCAGCAGCGCAUUACACAAAGAAAAAAGAAAGAUUUGGAUCCGGACACAUCCCUGUCUACCAAAAGAUGAGACAGACGCACCAGCAGGGUUUUGACUGGAGAGCUGUCGGGGCAGUCGUGUAACUGCUGUGUGUACCGCGAGGAGAUGAGUUUGUUGGGUGUCAGUGCGCACUGUGAGUGUUCCCUUGGGGGCGCCGUGGAACUCUCUUGACUCUAGUCUGUGCCGGAGACGUGGGGGAGUAGCAACCCUCUCAUCUCCCUCCAGUUCAAGGGAUCACUGAAGUCCUGUAGACCAUGGUGUCCGUGGGCUGCUCCCAUCUGGAGGAGAUGUCCAAGAUGGGCACUGAUCUGCCUCGCACAGAGUUCUACAAGAUCACCCAAGCCCCCAUCAGCUUGUCAGAGAGCAGAGACUGCUGGUGCAUGGAAACUGAACCCAUUCUACCCGAGGACCGACUCUUCAGAGAGGGAGAGGAGGAGGAGGAAGGAUCGCCCAAUGCCCCUCAUGGGAUGCCCAGAGAACCACUGUUGGCCAUGACUCUGCAGAUCGUGUUACCGUUCUUGCUGGCUGGGUUUGGCACAGUGUCUGCUGGCAUAGCGCUGGAUGUGGUGCAGCAUUGGGAGGUCUUUAAGAAGAUCACUGAGAUUUUCAUCCUGGUUCCAGCUCUUCUAGGGCUCAAGGGGAACCUGGAAAUGACUCUGGCAUCCAGACUUUCUACUGCGGUGAAUGUUGGAAAAAUGGACUCCACCAGCGAGAAGUGGAACCUGAUCAUUGGGAACCUGGCGCUGAAACAGGUGCAAGCGGCCGUGGUGGGCUUCCUGGCCGCGGUGGCGGCUGUGAUUCUCGGAUGGAUCCCCAACGGAGGUUUCCAGCUGAGCCACGCGGUGCUGCUCUGCUCCAGCAGCGUGGCCACCGCAUUCACAGCAUCGCUGUUGCAAGGCAUCAUCAUGGUGGGAGUGAUUGUUGGCUCUAAGAGGAAGGGGAUCAAUCCAGACAAUGUGGCAACACCGAUCGCUGCCAGUUUUGGGGAUCUCAUCACUCUGGGCAUCCUGGCAUGGAUUAGCAAGGGUCUAUACAGCUGCUUGGACUCGCGCCCGUACGUCUCCGGCCUGGUGUGCGUCUCCCUGCUGUCCGUGACUCCUCUGUGCGUGGCCAUCGCCUCCAGACACCCGGCCAGUCGAGCGCUGCUCUAUUCAGGCUGGGAGCCCGUGAUCACAGCCAUGGUCAUCAGCAGUAUUGGGGGGCUCAUCUUGGACCACACGAUUUCGGAUCCCAACCUGGCUGGGAUUGUGGUAUAUGCACCUAUCAUGAAUGGUAUCGGUGGCAAUCUGGUCGCCAUCCAGUCUAGCCGCAUCUCCACAUACCUGCAUUUCCACAGCACACCUGGAGAGGUGCCUGAAGAGGCCAGAGGCUGCUACCAACCCUGGCGAACAUUCUGUGGAACAGGAGUCAAUCAACGCUCAGCCCAGGUGCUGCUCCUGUUGGUAGUUCCUGGUCAUGUGGUCUUCCUCUUUGUCAUCCACCUGAUGAAGAGUGGCCAUACUACCCUCUCGCCCAUCUUUAUGGGCGUCUAUCUCACUGUCGCCCUACUGCAGGUCUUCCUACUACUCUGCAUUGCAGAUUGGAUGGUCCACUUUAUAUGGAGCAAAGGGAAGGACCCGGACAGCUUCUCCAUCCCUUACCUGACUGCCCUGGGGGACCUGCUGGGAACUGCACUCUUGGCAGUGGGCUUCCGCAUCCUGUGGGUAUUGGGAGAUGGUGACAGCGAUGUUGGAGACUGAGGGAUAGUUACCUUCAGCUUGGUUUGAGCUGUGACCUCGUGCUCUGCUCCCUUUUGCUCUGUGUUUGAGGCACCGCUCAGUGACUAGCAGGGCAUGCCUUCCAAUGCCAGCAGCCCUGGAGGGAAAGAUGCCACCUGAAUAAUUUAACAUGCCGAAGAGAAGAGGCCUCAAAAGGUCACGGGAAAAAGGAUCUCAAAAGAUAUCUUCGCUUUCGGAAUUAAAGCCUACGAUCGAAACGAAACAACGAGGAAGACCUCGUGCGAAGAGGAGCUGCCUUUUCACUCUUCUGCAGUGCAGCCUUUCCGCUCCUUUUUAAAACCGAUCACUGUGCUUUCAAAAGGCACUUAUUCCAGAGAAUAUUUUAACAGUUGAGCCCCACAACCC
This is a messenger RNA of Scleropages formosus (Asian bonytongue), 2296 nucleotides long. It is a transcript of the gene slc41a2b, whose product is annotated as solute carrier family 41 member 2b. Bases 428 to 1912 code for a protein of 494 amino acids. Gene Ontology annotation, molecular function: monoatomic cation transmembrane transporter activity. The record is from RefSeq and is a predicted model, not a curated record. The transcript is spliced from 12 exons. Gene Ontology annotation, biological process: monoatomic cation transport. NCBI's taxonomy places the organism in Eukaryota, Metazoa, Chordata, Actinopteri, Osteoglossiformes, Osteoglossidae. Gene Ontology annotation, cellular component: plasma membrane.